Messenger RNA from Tribolium madens (black flour beetle), 1659 nucleotides. Its product is annotated as 4-aminobutyrate aminotransferase, mitochondrial-like. The coding region runs from base 96 to 1559 and encodes 487 amino acids. Gene Ontology annotation, cellular component: mitochondrion. Lineage: Eukaryota; Metazoa; Arthropoda; Insecta; Coleoptera; Tenebrionidae. Gene Ontology annotation, molecular function: pyridoxal phosphate binding. The transcript is spliced from 4 exons. Gene Ontology annotation, biological process: GABA catabolic process. The record is from RefSeq and is a predicted model, not a curated record.
GAAAGCCAGCCGCUUAACUAUUCGUUUUAUUUUAUUGAACUCAAGGUAACAAGAGAGUGAGCACGUAUUUUUGUGAGAGUACAGCCGUUGUAAACAUGCAUAUGUGGUCUAAAACUGUGUGUCCUAUACUUCAAAAUGUCGCAAAAACGAGUUCUAUUAGAACCUACGUCAAAGGCGAACCUACCGGACCCCAACUAAAAACCGAAAUUCCUGGCCCCAUAUCCCGCAAACUCCACGCCGAACUCAACGCUAUCCAACCAAGCGAUGCGGUUCAGUUUUUCGCAGAUUAUAACAAAUCCCUCGGGAACUACAUCGUCGAUGUUGACGGGAACAUAAUCCUAGACACAUACAAUCAAAUCGCAUCAAUUCCUAUUGGAUACAACCAUCCAUCCCUACUCAAAGUAUUCCAAAAUGAAGAUAAUUUGAAAGCACUAGUCAACAGACCGGCCUUGGGCGUAUUCCCGGGUGACUACUGGCCGAAAAAACUCCGCAAUGUAUUACUAUCAGUGGCUCCCCGGCUACCAAACGUUACCACUAUGAUGUGUGGCUCGUGUUCAAAUGAAAACGCAUACAAAGCGAUGUUUAUAGCAUACCGCCGACAUCAAAGAGGCGAAAAUGUCGAUUUUACCGACCUAGAAAAAGAAAGUUGCGUUAGUAAUAAACCACCAGGCGCACCAGAUUUGUCCUUGUUGUCUUUCCAUGGGGCUUUCCACGGCCGAACUUUGGGAGCUCUCGCAACUACACACUCGAAGGCCAUUCAUAAGCUCGAUGUGCCAUCGUUUGAUUGGCCCAUUGCACCCUUUCCACAGUACAAAUACCCCCUUGAAGAAAACCAACGCGAAAAUGAAGCCGAAGACAAGAAAUGUCUAGCAGCGGUCGAGGAUUUGAUACAAACUUACAACAAAAAGGGUAAACCGGUGGCGGGAAUUGUCAUUGAGCCCAUCCAGUCAGAAGGGGGCGACAACGAAGCCUCCCCUGAGUUUUUCCAACAGUUGCAAAAAAUCGCUAAAAAAUACGGUGCAAGUUAUCUCAUUGAUGAAGUCCAAACGGGGUGUGGAGCCACAGGGAAGUUCUGGGCACACGAACACUUUAACCUAGAGUCGCCCCCUGACAUCGUCACUUUCAGUAAGAAAAUGUUGACAGGGGGUUACUACCACUCGAUUGACAUGAGGCCCAAUCAGCCCUAUAGGAUUUUCAAUACUUGGAUGGGGGAUCCAGGUAAAAUUGCCUUGUUGGAGGCAUGUCUCGAGACUAUCAAAAACGAGAAUCUCCUCGAUAAUGUUAUUAAAGUCGGUGAUAAGUUAAAAAAGGGUUUAUUGAGACUGGAGGCUGAAUUUCCUGAGAAAAUUAAUUCCACUAGGGGGCGUGGCACGUUCUUGGCGGUGAAUGCAGCCACGCCAGCUUUGCGAGACAGUAUUAUUGCAAAAAUGAAGCAGAAAGGUGUUUUGAUGGGUGGGUGUGGAGAUCAGUCUUUGAGGCUGAGACCAUCGCUCAUAUUCCAGGAACGGCACGCCGAUGUGUUUUUGGAACGUUUCAGACAAAUCCUGAAUGAACACUAAAAAAUGUUAUAUUGCAUAAAAUACAAAUAAUUAUACUUGCAUCAAUCCACUCCAUUUUUUGUUAAACCUGAAAGAAAAAUAAAAAUAGAACAAACCAGCA